AUGGUGGAUGAUAGAGGUUUAAUGGAUAUGUUUAAGUAUAUAGAUGAAGGCAAUGAAAUAUUACAAGUCUAUGUCGAAGGAGAGAAAGGACAAGUAGCAUUGCCUGGUGGCACAAGUCAAUCUAAUCAUGGAAAAAAUGGUGGUGUUAGUUGUAUUAGUGAAAAUCAAAAGCAGGAAGUAGAAUCAGAAGAAGAUCCUGACUACUUACCAGUUGAUGAGAGUGAGACUGAUGAUUUAGAUGAAACUGAGGAUGUGAGUGACAAUUUAGAUGAUUUAGAUGAAAUUGUGUUUGAUGUCAGUGUUGAACAUAAUGAUGAUGAGUAUGUGGAAGCAAGGAAAAGGACAACAAAGUAUAAGAAUUAUGUGCCUGUUGAUGAGCUUGCUGACAGAUUACAUGGCAACACUGACUCUGAUGGGGAUGUGAAUUCAGACAGUACUGAUGAGGAUGACAUUGAAGAGGCUUCAAGAAAGAGGAGAAGGCAGGUUGUAUAUGAUCCCAGAUGUGAUCAUAAGUAUUUACAGCUGGUGAUUAGAAGCAGCAAGUACCAACUUCAAAUGAGAUGUGACAAGGAAUGCCCAUGGACACUGUAUGGAAGCAUGAUUAAAAAAGAGCAUACCUUUGCUAUUAAGACAUAUGCUGGUGAGCAUAGGUGCCCUAAGGAGAUGGAAAAUAGGCAAGCUACCUCUGAAUGGAUAGCUAAGGAAUAUAUACAUGGAUUCAGAAAAAAUGGCAAUUGGAGUAUGAAAGACUUGGAGGAUGACUUACUUGAUAAGUUCUGUGUUCAAGUGUCAAUAACAAAGUGCUAUAGGGCAAAAUGGAAAGCAUUUAAUAUUCUAAAAGGGUCUGUACAAGAACAUUAUGCUAAGUUAAGAGGCUAUAAAACUGAAUUGCUUUGGGUGGAUAAAAAAGGCAGAUUUGAUUUCCUCCUUGAUGAAGACUACACUUUUAAAGGGUUCUUCAUAGGCUUUAGUUCCUUGAGGAAAGGGUUUUUGAAGGGUUGCAGGCCCAUUAUUGGAUUUGAUAGGUGUUUUUUGAAAACUUUUUUAGGAGGGGCAUUAUUAUGUGCAGUUGCUAAAGAUGGGAACAAUCAAAUGUUCCCCAUCUUUUGGGCUGGUCUUACUAAUGCUAUAAAGAACCUAGCACCUUUUGCUGAAUAUAGGAAUUGUGUUAGGCAUGUUUAUUAUAAUUGGAAGAAGGAGUUUAAGGGGCAAGUUUUAAAAAAUAUGUUUUGGAGUGCAGCUAGAAGUACUUAUGAAGCUGCUUAUAAGGAAGUCAUUGAUCAAAUUAAAGUAGAGAAUUAA
Messenger RNA from Ricinus communis (castor bean), 1302 nucleotides. RefSeq lists its product as uncharacterized. Lineage: Eukaryota; Viridiplantae; Streptophyta; Magnoliopsida; Malpighiales; Euphorbiaceae. The coding region runs from base 1 to 1302 and encodes 433 amino acids. The transcript has 6 exons. The record is from RefSeq and is a predicted model, not a curated record.